Manis javanica (Malayan pangolin) is the source of this 2128-nucleotide messenger RNA. RefSeq names its product aprataxin and PNKP like factor (gene APLF). Gene Ontology annotation, cellular component: nucleus; site of double-strand break. Gene Ontology annotation, biological process: double-strand break repair. Lineage: Eukaryota; Metazoa; Chordata; Mammalia; Pholidota; Manidae. Gene Ontology annotation, molecular function: DNA-(apurinic or apyrimidinic site) endonuclease activity; 3'-5' exonuclease activity; protein binding. The record is from RefSeq and is a predicted model, not a curated record.
UGUGUGAAAGGGGACAACCGGGGAGAGCGGGGCGGUUAACCGGGGCUUUUAAACAGUAGUUUUGAGGCGGCCUGUUGGAGAAAUCCCCGCGGCGUCACUGUUACAAGUAGAGAGGCUAGACUUGGGACACGGCCCUGGGCCUUGUGCGGCAGGAGGACUGAGGGCAGCCGAGCUCCGAGCUCCCCUCCCCCGUAGUUUUCUGAGGACCCGCCGAGGCCUCGCGCGUGUCCAUGGAAGGAGGGGACCGUCUCCUUGUCCAGGGGCCUCAUCCUCUCCGCCAUGUCCAGCGGCUUUGAGCUGCAGCCGCAGGACGGCGGCCCCCCGGUGGUCCUGGCGUCCGGGGAGACGGUGAUCGGCCGCGGGCCGCUGCUGGGAAUAACAGACAGGAGGGUGUCCAGAAGACAUGCCAUUCUUGAGGUAGUUGGUGGUAAGCUUCGAAUCAAACCGAUACACACAAAUCCAUGUUUUUAUCAGUCUUCUGAGAAGAGCCAGCUCUUACCACUGAAGAAAAAUCUAUGGCGCUGGUUGAAUCCUGGAGACAGUUUUUCAUUGUUAGUCGACAAAUACGUUUUCCGUGUUUUAUCUACAGACUCUGAAAUGGAAAUGGAAUGUACUCUAAGAAAUAGUCAAAUGCUUGAUGAAGAUGAUAAAUUGAAUGAAACACCAAAAUAUUCCUCAGUUAAUUUGCCUGAUGAGACAACUGGUGCCCAACAGCUGGAAAGAGGCGAGGAAAUAGCUAAGACUCAGGACACUGCUGCCAAUGGCGUGUCUUUCCUAGGUGAAUGUGAAGAUUUCAGUAAGCAGCAGUCAAACCCUGCUGAGAGGAAAAGAAUCCUUCCGGCAUGGAUGUUAACAGAAAAUCUAAGGGAUCAAAACCUUUCAGCACCAGUCAGUGGAGAUGAUAAUGUAAUCCAGGGAAGUGGAAAAGAAGGAGUCUGCAAAGAUAAAAGCCAAGUAAACAUAACACAACAAGGAAGAAAGCGAUUAAUUCCAUCAGGAAGUUCAGAAAGUACAUCAGCAGAGCAAGACACAGGAAAAAAGUGCAAAAAUGCUGAUCAGGAAGAGUCUAUCAUUUCAUCCAAGGAAGUGCCACAAUCAUUUUCUACAACCACAUUAAGUGACACAGAGGAAAAUAAUAUGAAGACUAAUAUACAGAGAAACAAAAUGCCAGUAGAAGAACUUGGUAAGAUUUCUGAACAUAAAACCAUCACUAAAGGAACACCAAAUAAGGAAGACAAGGCGGGGAGCUGUUCUGAGAGUUGUUUGAGUGCUGAGGAGAAGUCCUUCAACAAUGAGUCCCAAGGCUCUCAUCCUGUGUCCAGCUCUGAUCCCUCCAAUCCUGAAACACUGCAUGCAAAGGCAACUGAUUCAGUUCCACAAGGUUCUGAAGAAAACAAGGUCAAAAGGACACCCUGCAUGUAUGGGGCAAACUGUUACAGGAAGAAUCCUGUCCAUUUUCAACACUUCAGCCACCCUGAUGAUAGUGAUUAUGGAUGUGUACCAGUCAUGUGUCAAGAUGAGGUAGAUGACAGGCCUGAAUGUCCAUAUGGAGCAUCUUGUUAUAGGAAGAAUCCCCAGCACAAGAUAGAAUAUAGACAUAGUACACUUCCAGAAGGAAGCAUUUCAGAUGAAGACAGUGAAAAUGUUGGACAACCCAAUGAAUAUAACUUGAAUGACAGCUUUCUAGAUGAUGAGGAAGAAGAUGAGCCAACAGCUGAAGAUUCUGACUGGGAACCAGGAGAGGAAGACCAAGAGAAAGAAGAUAUGGAAGAGCUUUUGAAAGAAGCAAAGAAGUUUAUGAAAAGAAAAAAGUAGCUCUUUUCUGCAAUACUGUGUGGCUCACGUUUACUCUUUUUUUAUGGGAAAAAUUCAGGAACUAAGGAAGCACUUAAGCAAUAAUUAUUUUCCUUCUUUUUAUAGUUAGGACUUUACUAUUGACUCUUUGCAAAUGAAAUCUUAUAAUGUCAACUUUCAGAUAUAGUCGAUGGAAUUUGUCCUGUUGCUUUGCAUUUUCUACACUGUUUAAAGGAUCUUGGAGCAGGAAACAGAGAGUUAAAGAUAAAUAAUUGAUAUUUUCAUGUACUUUGUGUGCUGGUAAUAAAAAGUUAAAGCCAUAUAUCGCACAAAA